Molecule: messenger RNA, 2898 nt
Organism: Bufo bufo (common toad)
Lineage: Eukaryota; Metazoa; Chordata; Amphibia; Anura; Bufonidae
Exons: 10
Coding region: 110-2812 (900 amino acids)
Biological process (GO): superoxide metabolic process
Molecular function (GO): metal ion binding
Source: RefSeq, a predicted model, not a curated record
UAGCACCAGGACCACCGAUGUGGGGGCAGGGGACAGGACCUAAUGGCUGAAUCAUUCACAUGUGGAGGUGAAAGAAGAGUCCCGAGGAGAUUUAACAGCCAAGAUCGACAUGGUGGGCACGACCGGCUCCAUAUCCAUCAACGCCGGGAUCCUCCGCACCAACCUGACCGGCACAUGUGGCCCUGUCAUUGUCUCCAUACAUUACUUCCCUGUGUUGUAUGGAGCCUCGUGGGACCCAUGUACUGAGGAGCUCAUUGGUCAGGCUCUUUACAAUGUCACCAUAAAUGAAGUAGGACAAACGGUGGUUGACAGUAAAAUGAGAUAUGACGGGCGGUCGCUGGUUCUCCAGACCUGUGGCCAUAGGACAUGUGUAAAUUUGCAGGACAGUUCUCAGCGGGUGUGGCAGGCCAAGUUCCAAUCCUUCAUCAUCGGGCAGGCGUACUUUGUGCAGUCACUGCUUCAGAACCUGCUCCUCUGUGUUCUGGACCUGGCAAUACUUGAAGAACUUCCGACAUCCAGCGCCUCCCUGCUGCUCUCCAGCUCCUGUCGCCUCGAUGAUGCUCACCAGUUCGGCAGCAUUGAACUUGGAAGCAGCCACAAGUUGGUCAAGAGUCGGGUUGAGUUGAGCAAUGUCACUAUAAGGGAAUAUCUUCUGGUAAAGUACAAUGAGAGGUGGGUGUGUGUGGAGCUGAAGACCAUAACUCCUAGAGAGGCAGCUGCGGCAAUCAGCAUGCACGGAGUCAGUGGAAGGUUUACAUUCAGACAAGAGUCUCCCUUUCACCCAACUCGAAUGACUAUUAACCUAUGGCAGCUUCGAGGGCGUGCAGGCCACUAUGGAAUUCACUCUCUGCCCAUUCUUCCACGACAGGAGUCCGGGCAGGACGUGUGCACUGCAGCAAACACAGGGAAGCAGUGGGAUCCCUUAGAUGUCAGCAGUCAUUCUACAACUGUUCGGAGUGGUCACAGCUCUUGGCCGGCAGGUGACCUGAGUGGACGUCAUGGCACACUUCAUGGUUUGAAGAACUUUACAGCCAUGCUGAUUGACUGGAACUUACCAAUGUUUGGUAAUAAUAGCAUUGUUGGCCGCUCUGUAGUCAUAUAUGAGAGCGGCGGAUCAGCAUGGGUCUGCAGCACUAUAUGCCUGGAAGGAGAUGCCAUCAGAGCUACUGCAGUCUUCCGGAAAGGGGUGGUUGGUAGAAUCAUGUUCUGGCAGGCACAGAACGAUCCAUACAGUGACCUGACCAUAUACGUGGAGCUGAGCCAUGGUUCAGGUAGUGCUAGUGGGGGUCACAACUGGCACAUUCAUAGAGUUCCCCUCCAAGAUUCAGAGAGCUGCACCAAAGCUGGGGGACACUACAACCCGUUUAAUGUGCCUGUCAAUGGCAAUUAUAGUGAUGAGUGCAGGUCAACGCGUCCUCUAUGGUGUGAGGCUGGAGACUAUGCCUCCAAACACCAUCCUAUCGCCUUCACACCUAGCCCUACCAGAUAUCUCAUUACUGAUACUUCCACAUCACUCACUGGGCCAUAUUCUAUCAUCGGCCGCUCGUUGGUCAUCCAUGGAGAAGAUGGGGCCUCCACACGGGUGGCCUGUACCAACAUCCUCCUUCAUCACUGCACAGAAGGAAGGACCACUUCUUGGUUUGGUUUUGGCAAUGCUUAUGGGAUGUUGCGCGCCUCACAGGCAACUGACCUGGACCCUACAUUGGUUCACUUCACUAUCCAUGGACUGGGGGGCCAUGCAGGGGGGUUACACAUUCAUGUUCUUCCAGUGAGUGAAACAUCAGACAAUGCCUGCUCAAACGUUCAGAUUAAAGGUCACUUUAACCCUUUCAGCAUUGAGGCCUCCACAUCUCCAGCAGCAGGAAGCGGCACAGAUGACAACUAUGAGGUGGGGGACAUCAGUGGUCGCCAGGGGUCUUUACUCAACCAAGACAAUGUGACCAAACAAUACACGGACAUGAACUUUCCAUUGUCUGGGACACAUGGAGUCCUUGGUCGAUCACUGGUGAUUCACUAUGCGAACGGCUCAAGAAUGCAGUGCGCCAGUCUCCUGCAGGAUUUGCCCGCAGAUGCAGAAUGGGUUCGAGCUUCUGCAGAGUUCUCUGGAAACAUCAGUGGGAGAAUCUGGCUGAGUCAGAUCGUGUACCCAGAUGGUGGGUCUGGUGACACAACCAUGUUGGUGGAUCUUCACUCAUCCUCCUCAGCCACGGGAAAGACUAUUGAAUGGCACAUCCGUACAGAGGAGCAUGGAGAAACCUACAAUCCAUAUGACAUUUCCGGGCAGACAGGAGGCUGGUGCACAAUGCAGAGUCCGCAGCUCUGUAGAGUCGGGGACCUGAAGGGGAAGCAUGGACGGCUGGUUCCAGGAAACAAGGUGUUGGUGACAGACCCCAACCUGCCCCUGGCCGGAGAUGUCACAGUAAUAGGAAGGAGCCUGACGGUCACAUUGGACUCCCUGGAGCUGUCGUCUCCCAUCCUCCCUGAUGUCCCCAUCACAUCUCUGUAUUUGCAGCGGAUGACAUCAUUUAAUAGAUCAGCCUUCCGUGAAGCCUUGUCUCUGAUCCUGAACGUCACCCCCUGGAGAGUUACAUUUUUACCUGACAGUAAGGACAGCGUUACAGUGUGUCAGCGCGUGGGCUUCUUCAUCAUAGGGUUCAAUGACACAGGAGCCCUGUCCUCAAUACACACCCAAGAAUCACUGGGGCCGCCAUGCCCAUCUCCGUCAGGGUCAUUGGCAUCCAGCGCUGGUAGGGACCUGAGAACAAUGGGGGCCAUCCUGAUUAUGGAGUCUCUGCUCCUCCUCCUGUGGUGACCCCUGCCCAUCUCCUGUUAUCUGCUCCUUGUGGUUUAUGAUGCUCGUCUAGAUCCUCGCCCCUCGCUGAUUCACCCAACUCACUA